Molecule: messenger RNA, 1860 nt
Organism: Ambispora gerdemannii
Lineage: Eukaryota; Fungi; Glomeromycota; Glomeromycetes; Archaeosporales; Ambisporaceae
Source: the annotation of a GenBank genome assembly
AUGAGUUUCUACGAAACAGGAGGUACUUGUGAACUUCCACAAACCUCAAAUGCCCUUGUCGCUUUCACCGACGGGAAUUACGCCGCGGCCAUCAGGUUCUUAACUGAAUUGGCAUCUCAAUAUGGUGAACACGCGCAAGCGUUGUUAGCUCGUUCAUUAUGCUAUCAACAACAAAGAGAGUUUAUUCGUGUCCUCGCCGAUACCUCAAAAGUGAUAAAGUUAUACGCGUUAAAUGACUAUAAUACUGAUUUAUUCUGUCAGAUGUUAGCAUUGUGGUUAAGAAGUUUAGCCUUUGAAUCGUUGGAAAAAUGGCAGGAAGCUAAACAGGAUCUCAAUCGAUUAAAGACCUUAAUCCUUCAACAGAAUAACUCCCGAUUUACGGUCAAUGGAACAUUAUCCUUGUUCAUUUCUAACAUGGUUCCCCUGAUCAAUCAAAUUGGAGAAAAAUUCGUGGCAAUUAAUCUCCAGUGCGUCACCGAGAGAUUACAUCGAAUGAUGCAUUUGGAAGCGCAAGAAAUUUCUCGGAAUAACAACGCGACGCAAGCUUUUCGGUUGAUUGAUCGAGUCACCAAGAAUUUCAACGAUCUCACUCAAAUAUUUCAGUAUCGUCUGUUACUGAGAAUGCCAAUUCAUUCGAGUAUGCAUCUUGACAGAUGGUAUUCGUUGGAUCUCAUGUGUGUGAGUGAAAUGGGCUUGUUCAAAAGAACAGAUAUGGAGGGUAUAGAGGGAUAUAAACUUGGAUGUAAAAUACUCGAGAUUGGUAAAAGAGAAACUUCCAAGUAUGAAGUAAAAGUGAGAGCCAUGAGCCAAGUUAGUUGUGAAUGGAGUGACGUGGUGGCAACUGAAUGGGCAGGUGUUCAGAGUAACGGUAAAGGUGGAUUAGAAAUCAAAUUAACCAGAAUGAACGACAACGACUCAACAAGUAAAGUGCAUCGACCUGAUAAUGCAACAACGGUUAAUAAUGGCCGUCGCAAUAGAAAAUCUACGAAAAAAAAUUCAUUUUUGUAUCUUCACAUUUUCCCGAUCUUGGAAAUGAUUAGCGAUAGUCGUGGAAAUAAAUUAGCAAAUAAUAAUCACCAGCAUCUUCACCGUCUUGUUCCAUUGGUGAUUGGACCAAUUAAAGUCACCACAUGUGAAUCACAACCAUCCUCUUGUGGCUAUCACUACGCCGUAACUCAAUCCACGAAAUCUACCACCGUAUCAGCUUGUCAUUCAAAUUCUUAUACAUCGAAUUGGUCGACAUUCGAACUUGCACAUGGGAAAAACUUAUUGAUCAAAGAACUUUGGGACUUCGGAAUUCCUGGUAAAGUUUGGGAUUCUGCUUUCAUCAUUGCUGGACUAUUCAAGAAUAAAAUACUACAAGACCCCAGAGCUCUUUUAGGCAAAUCGAUAUUGGACUUGUCAACUGGAACAGGAUUUCUUGGUCUCUAUCUUGCCGCUUUGUUAGCUGUAGUCAAUAAUAAUAUUGUCAAUUCAAAUAAACAAAAAGGAGCGCGUGUAAUCUUGACUGAUUUAGAGGAUGCACUCAAGUUGGUACGCGUUAAUCACUCACUCAAUCAGUAUUUAUUUAAAAACGAUCAAAAUGUGUCGAUCAAAGUGGACACAUUGAAAUGGGGGGAUUCUAAUAAAGCUAAAAAACUUGAACUUUUUGAUAAGCUCAUCCAGACAUUUGUCGAUCUCUGUGUUCCUGGUCGUACAAAAAUGUAUCUUGGAUAUAAGCGUCGAGGUCUAUCUAUCGAACAGGAACUUGAAUUUUUUUCGAAAUUGAACUCUAAAUUUAACAUGAAAAUCUUGGAGGGUGGCGGGAAUCUCGAAAACGAAACUCAAGUUAGAAUUUACGAGCUAUCGCGCGAAAAAUAA